AUGGCAGGGAGACAGCGCAUAGUUCGCCAGUACUACGAGGAACCACGGGGAUUUCGUGAUGGUCCCCCUCCUCGACUUGCACGAGAAAGGUCUCUCUCACCACGACGCAUCGAGGGAGAGCUGUCUAGCCGCCGUGGUGAGAUACGCAGAAUCCAUGAUGAUAACCAACAUCUGGCGGAUGAAAUUGUUGGACUCAGGCAAGCAAUGUCUCGUUUGAAAGAAGAUCUCCAUUCCUCAAGUCAGGUUAUACCUAAGCUCCGCGCAGAGAAGGAACUUGAAUCGAGGGAGCUGACUCAGAGGAAUCUGAAGCUGGAAGCUGAGCUACGCUCCUUAGAACCCCUUAGGCAAGAUGCCUUGCAUCUACGAUCUGAAGUAGGUACGCUAGCGUCUUUGAGGCAAGAGCUGAACGCAAAGGUGCAGGGUCUGACAAAGGAGGUUGAGCAACAGAGCUCUGAAAACCAGCGAAUACCUGGCAUGAUAGCUGAACGUGAUGGUCUGCGGCAGGAACUAAUUCGUGCUAGGGCGGCUCUUGAUUAUGAGAAGAAUGCAAAGCCAGAGCGGAUGGCACAGGUGCAGGCAGUGGAAAAAGAUCUUGUGAGUAUGGCUCAGGAGUCCGAGAAGCUUAGGGCUGAGAUUGAGAAGAGAAGGGCACUACCUAGGGUCAGCGGCCAUGGAGCUUACGGGCCACCUAUGACGACUCCUGGGAUGGACUUGCAAGGCAUGUACGAUGGGGGCUAUAACUCCUACACAGAGAAGCGCUACGCACAGGUGCUGGACCAUGGGACCCCCCUAGCUACCCGCGUCCUUGAGUUGGGCUUUUGA
This is a messenger RNA of Triticum turgidum subsp. durum (durum wheat), 822 nucleotides long. The record is from the annotation of a GenBank genome assembly. Lineage: Eukaryota; Viridiplantae; Streptophyta; Magnoliopsida; Poales; Poaceae.